Molecule: messenger RNA, 609 nt
Organism: Oikopleura dioica
Lineage: Eukaryota; Metazoa; Chordata; Appendicularia; Copelata; Oikopleuridae
Source: the annotation of a GenBank genome assembly
AUGAAACUUUUCGGGAUCACCCUUGCUCUUGCUUCCGCUCAAGGAGUCAACAACGAAACCGAUGAACAAGGCCGAAGCUACUUCCCAGAACCGAUUCCCACCGAUGACUACAAGCCGGUAACCAAGACUCCCUUCUGGCCAGUUCGUACUUUGCCGCCAAUGGACCACUGCUGGAAAUGCGAGGGCGAAAACUUCGGACUCUGCUUCAUGCAGCACUACAAACGAUACGGUUACCAGCCACUCAUGUGUCCAAUGGGCAAGGUUUGCAGCAUGACCGAGCGACGACGAGGAGGCAAGGUCGAGUGGGUUUCCAUGCAGUGCAAGGACCUUGAGGUCUGCGAAGAAGAGCAAUAUCACAAUGUCCGACCCUGCCCACAGAUGCCUUCUGCGACUGAAUGCAACCAGAUGAAAUAUGGCCACAGCUACGAAAAGGUUCCAUCUGUCUGCCGAAAAUGCUUCAAUCCACCAAAAGGCGCCAGAGAAGCUUGGGACUUUAUCGACAGACUCAAUGAAGCUGAUGAUAAGGGAGAAAACGGUCUCCCAGUUAAAGAAUGGAUGGACGGAAAAGACUACGCAAUCCCUGGUCCAAACCCUGGCCCAGUCUACUAG